AGAAGGGAACGUCACAUUUAGCCACAUUGCGCUAGAGACGAGGCGUGGUUUCUCUUCACGGAAACUUUGUAAGGCGAUUUAAUCUAAAAUACAGCUCGUGUUAUUCUGAAAAUCGGUUACAAUACCCUCAUGGAUAUGGCUCCUGAUCCUCAUCUCACGUGGGCUCAUCAAGCCGGACAUCACAAUGCUGCAGCAGAACUAUGGAGAAAAUGUCUGUUCCCGUCGGACGUAGAGCGACUGGUGGAGUGUGUGUCUAAAUCAACGCCUCCCGUGGAUGCCGCGACUCCCCCUUGCAACCAGCGCCACCCUGAAAACUGUCAGUUACCUCAAUCAGCUGGGGAGGGGUUUCUCCGCUCACUCCCACGCGACCCGUUCCUCGGCCUCACAAUCCAUGGCUACAUGUUCCGUGAGGUCAUCCGCUCUGGUGCUAACGCCACUGUGUACAAUGUGUUCAAAGACGGACAAGUAUUUGCAGCCAAAGUGUCGCACCCAAGAAACAGAGACCCGAUGGGAGUGUCCAAAGCAUGGACCACUGAGUUUAACAUCAUUGGUCAGGUCCAACACAAGAACAUUAUCAAAGCCUAUGAACUAUUUGAACACAAGGGCCGCCAAGUCAUGAUACUGGAGUAUGUCGGCGGAUCGAACCUGGCCGAGUUCAUUGCCAGGAAGUGCCAGGCUCGCAGACAAGGUGCGAUGAAGAAAGUCAUGAAACAAGUUGUCACGUGUCUUGAACAUCUUCACAGCCAUGACGUAGUCCAUGGGGACAUAACGCCAGACCAUAUACUCAUUGGACAGGGUGGAAAGGUCAAAGUUAUCGACUUUGGCGAUGCGAUCAGGCUUGGUACCGGAAGCUACAAUCCACAGAGCAAGACAAGGGAUGUUGAAGACAAGAUAAUGAAGUCCUUUGACAUGUGGAUGUUUGGUGCGUCAUUGUAUGAGAGUCUGACGGGAAAACCACCUCAGUUCAUCGCCCAAGACCACAAUCAGCUGGACGUAUCUGGUCUUGACAUUCCUGACCGAAAGCUUGUGUCACUUUUGAAGAAGUGUCUUGACUUAAAUCCUUUAGAUAGAAUUACAGCCAAACUUGCUCUAAAGAACGACUAUUUUAAACGAUUUUUCUGUUAAUUAUCCUGAACUUACUCUAAAUUGCCUAUUUCAAAUUAAAUGUUUAGAAUGCAAACGUCAUUCCUCAAAAAACGAAAAGCCACUUUCGCAAUCGUAAAUUGAUGUUUCUUCGUUGUCAGGUUUUUGUUCCGGGAACCUCAAAAAUAUGUUAUCCUGUUUUUAAAUGAACUUUAAAAUGUUUAAGCUUAUAUUCCUAAUUCCAAAUACCGUUAUCAAUCAAUACAAUGAAAUGAAAUUA
This is a messenger RNA of Haliotis rufescens (red abalone), 1363 nucleotides long. Its product is annotated as aurora kinase C-like. Bases 130 to 1125 code for a protein of 331 amino acids. NCBI's taxonomy places the organism in Eukaryota, Metazoa, Mollusca, Gastropoda, Lepetellida, Haliotidae. The record is from RefSeq and is a predicted model, not a curated record. Gene Ontology annotation, molecular function: ATP binding; protein serine/threonine kinase activity. Gene Ontology annotation, cellular component: nucleus; cytoplasm. Gene Ontology annotation, biological process: mitotic DNA damage checkpoint signaling; protein phosphorylation. The transcript is spliced from 2 exons.